Molecule: messenger RNA, 1007 nt
Organism: Striga asiatica
Lineage: Eukaryota; Viridiplantae; Streptophyta; Magnoliopsida; Lamiales; Orobanchaceae
Source: the annotation of a GenBank genome assembly
AAAAGCGUUUCCGAUAAUAAAAGAAACAGGGCUCAAUUUAGGGUUUGAAGGCACAUCAAUCGAAUGGGCAAAUCCAAAGACGAUUACAAGCUGAAUAGAUCUUCUCUUUCUCCGAGAGAUGAAGAGAGAACCAAAAGGCAUAAAAGUAAGGAAGAUGACAGAAAACAUAAGUCCAAGACGAAGCAAAAAUCUCAUAAAAUUUCCAAGCGACAUUCUGAUAAAGGUAAGAAGAAAUCUAGCGGGAAGCACAAGGACAAAAGCCACAAGCAUGAGAAGAUUUCAAAACUGAAGAUCCAAGAAUUGUCCAAGGAUGACUACUUCUCCAAGAACAAUGAGUUUGCCACAUGGCUGAAAGAAGAGAAAAAAAUAUUUUUCUCAGACCUAUCAUCUGAUUCUGCCCGGAAACUAUUUUCUGAGUUUGUGGAAGAAUGGAAUAACAAAGAUCUCGAGAUCCAAUACUAUGAGGGCAUUGCAACUGGACCAAGGACAUCACAUAAGUGGAACAUCAAACAGUAGUAUGAUUUUUAGUGGUCUCCUUCUGUGUAACUCAUGUUUUCUUAGUUUGUUUGAGUCGAUCGGUUACAGUGCAAGAGGUUCUUGAUAUUUGGGUGGUAGAGACUAGUAACAAGAUACCAAUGGAGUUCAUCUUAAGUUACGGAAUGCUUGUGGAUUGUAUAUGUUCAGUCUCAUCUGUAAAUCCUGUUAUUGAUCAGAAGUUGAUGGUUUUCUUGCCUUGUCUGCAUAUGGUUUUCUUGAGGUCACAUUAAUAAGUCGGGCUUGUGACGUACGGUAUGUAGCGGUUAAUUCUCUCAUAUCCAGUUUUGGUGGCUUUGGUAGUUCUGAAAUUAUACUAUGACUGGGGUCGGUUUUCUAAAUUAUAUGUGGUUUAUUUUCUACCGUCACCGUGUAUGAGAAAUGUUGGGAAAGGCACUGAUGGAAGGAUGGAGAAAUAAAAAUUUAACGCUAUAUAAUUUGCUCUUGUUGAGAGUCGAACUCAAGACCUCCCG